This is a messenger RNA of Drosophila miranda, 1047 nucleotides long. RefSeq names its product odorant receptor 56a-like. The record is from RefSeq and is a predicted model, not a curated record. The transcript is spliced from 4 exons. NCBI's taxonomy places the organism in Eukaryota, Metazoa, Arthropoda, Insecta, Diptera, Drosophilidae. Gene Ontology annotation, molecular function: odorant binding; olfactory receptor activity. Gene Ontology annotation, biological process: detection of chemical stimulus involved in sensory perception of smell; sensory perception of smell. The coding region runs from base 1 to 1047 and encodes 348 amino acids. Gene Ontology annotation, cellular component: plasma membrane.
AUGUAUGGUUACGUAGCUGAAAAAUACCAGCGCUGUCCUUGGCUACCGUUGGUACGCUGCAUCAUCUUCAUGGUCUCCAUCUGGGUGAGCACUGUUGCUAUGCUGGCACGCGUCUUUCAAGGCUUCGAGAACCCCAACGAUGGAGUGUUGUGCUGGGCCACGACCAUCAUGUACAUUUCUCUGUCAAUUUCUGUACUGAAUGCUUUUGUGCAGAGGAAGCGAGUCAUAGGCAUGAUUCGUGCGAUCCAUGAGGAUAUACAAAAGCUAAUGAAGGAGGCAGAUGAUCAGGAAUUGGUGCUUAUGUUGUCAACUCAGAAAUAUAUUCGGAUGACCACUUGGAUGUUAUGGUAUCCUGCGCUAUUGACUGGGAUCAUCGCGUUUAUGGACUCCUUAUACCGAACGGUUUUACUCACUCUAUCCGUAUUCAACAUAACCGAACGCCGGAAUGAACAACAGUACAUCUUCCUAUUAAAGGUCUAUCCUUUCGGAGAAGUGUAUAACAACUUUGUGUUCGGCUUAUUUGGCACCUGGUACGCUCUUGGGCUGGGAAUAAACGCUAUUCCCCUGUGGAAUUCUUUCAUCGUGUGCCUCAUUAAGUACGUGCACCUGAAGCUGCUUAUACUCAAAAAGCGGGUGACGGAGAUGGAAAUCACGCGCUUCAAUCCGCUCUUAGACCUGGAUCGCCUGACACCCGCUCAGCUGAACCGCUGGCGAAUGCGGCUCAUAAAAGAGUUCGUGAAAGAGCACCUGAAGAUAUGGAGAUUAGUCAAGGAGUUGGAGCAACUAAUCUGUUUGCCUGUCUUGAUAGACUUCAUUUUCUUCGCCGUUUCGAUCUGUUUUCAGCUAUAUGCCCUUAUUGUAGCCCAUGAUGAUUUGUGCUUCGCCUAUUAUUCAACACCCAGGAAUGAAUACGACCCUACAAUGAAACGAACGAUUCUCUUUAUGAUGAUGCAUGCCCAGAGUCCGUUGCGGAUUCGUGCCCUGAUGUUCCCAGUGGAUCUGAGAACCUUUUUAGACGUAGGGAGCCGUUGCAUCAAUUGCCCAUGA